Staurois parvus is the source of this 691-nucleotide messenger RNA. The record is from the annotation of a GenBank genome assembly. NCBI's taxonomy places the organism in Eukaryota, Metazoa, Chordata, Amphibia, Anura, Ranidae.
GCAAAUCUAUCUUUCUACUACCCCUCACCUCGCCCCUUCAGUCUCCUCUCGCAUUACUAACCUACUAAGUGACAUAUCGGCAUGGAUGUCACUCCACUUCCUCAAACUUAAUCUUUCCAAAACUGAGCUCUUAGUAUUCCCCCCAGCCCGCGCCCCUCCCUUGACUUCUCCAUCAAGAUCAAUAACACAAUCAUCAGUUCCUCCCUGCCAGGGUACUAGGUGUAACCCUAGACUCCCAUCUGUCCUUUCAGCCCCAAAUCCAAUCACUGUCCAAAUCAUGUAGACUUCACCUCCGCAACAUCUCCAAGGCCUCGACUAUUGUAACUCCCUCCUCAUUGGCCAACCUCAUCGCAGGCUAUUCCCUCUUUAGUCUAUCAUGAAUGCUGCUGCCAGACUCAUCCACCUUACUAACCGUUCUGUAUCUGCCACCCCUCUCUGCCAAUCCAUCCACCGGCCCCCAUUCAGUGUCCUCCACCCCUCUCUGCCAAUCCCUCCACUGGUCUCCACUCAGUGUCCUCCACCCCUCUCUGCCAAUCCCUCCACUGGCCUCCACUCAGUGUCCUCCACCCCUCUCUGCCAAUCCCUCCACUGGCCUCCACUCAGUGUCCUCCACCCCCCUCUGCCAAUCCCUCCACUGACCUCCACUCAGUGUCCUCCACCCCUCUCUGCCAAUCCCUCCACUGGCUUCUCA